Penicillium roqueforti is the source of this 1797-nucleotide messenger RNA. Its product is annotated as putative transcription regulator (RTG2). Gene Ontology annotation, biological process: regulation of transcription by RNA polymerase II. Bases 1 to 1797 code for a protein of 598 amino acids. The record is from RefSeq and is a predicted model, not a curated record. The transcript is spliced from 2 exons. Lineage: Eukaryota; Fungi; Ascomycota; Eurotiomycetes; Eurotiales; Aspergillaceae.
AUGGGAGGAGGAAGCCAAAUUCCAGUAUUGAAUGGCCAAAAGCCGCCCGCGGAUCCAGGGCAGAAUGCGUACCUUCAUGCGGUGGUAGAUUUGGGCAGUAAUGGCAUCCGUUGUUCCAUCUCAGAUCUCUCCCCUCCUACGACCCGUGUCAUCCCUACUGUACAUUUUCAUCGGGUCAAUGUUUCGCUCUACGAGGCCCAACUGGAUCCCGAUUCAGGCAAUCGAAUCCCCAUUCCACAAAAUGUCAUCGACCGAAUCGUUAGUGCAAUAGUCCGUUUCCAGAUUGUUUGCGUGGAGAUUGGAGUUCCUGCUCAGAACAUUCGGAUUAUCGCCACGGAAGCAACUCGAACUGCUUUCAAUGCUUCUGAGUUCAUGGACGCCAUCCUCCACAAAACCGGGAUUGCGGUGGAAGCAUUACGAAAGGAGCAGGAGGGAGUAAUCGGAGCAUGGGGAAUUGCCAGCAGCUUCUCAGACGUGGAGGGACUCGCACUUGAUUUGGGGGGUGGCAGCAUGCAGAUGACUUGGAUCAUAUCGCAUGCGGGCAACGUGCAUAUGAGCUCCCAAGGAUCAGUCAGCUUUCCCUAUGGAGCAGCUGCAUUGACCCAGAAACUGGCCGACCUCGCACGCGGAAAAAGUAAAGAGGAUGCGCACAAAGCUCGAGAGGAGUUCCGCGAGGAAAUGGCAAACAACUUCCGCGCCGCUUUUGAUACCCUCGACGUCCCUGAGCAGCUUGUUCACAAGGCCCGAAAGCAAGGGGGCUUUCCUCUCUACCUGUCCGGGGGAGGAUUUCGGGGAUGGGGCUAUCUUCUGUUAUACCUGCACCAGACAAAAGGCCAAAGUUACCCCAUCUCGAUUAUUAAUGGGUAUUCCGCACCCAAGAAAGACUUUGAGAACACCAAAGCUCUCAAAGAGGUGGCUCGGACAGCACAUGAAAUCUUCCGGGUCUCGGACCGGCGACGCAGGCAAGUCCCCUCGGUGGCAUUCUUAGUCAAUACCCUGGCGCAGUCAUUACCGUAUGGAAUCAAAGAGGCCCAUUUUUGCCAAGGUGGAGUUCGGGAAGGAGUGUUAUUCCGUGAGAUGCUCCCGGUUGUCCGUCGGCAGGACCCCUUGGAGGUCGCCACGGCCCGUCACGCGCCUUCGUCGGCCCAGGCACUGGCCGCUUUAUUGUUGGCGGCCCUUCCUCGACCAUCUGCCAGCCGAUCAUUCCCGCCUUCCAUCAGUCUUCACCUUAUCCAGGCCUUUGCUAAUUCCCUCUAUUAUCAUGCCACAAUGGCCAAAGAACUUUCCUCAAGUGCCGCACUGUACAGCACUAGCACUGGGAUCCUAGCCUCCACGCAUGGUAUUCCACAUGACCACCGUGCCCUCCUGGCACUGAUGCUCCAGGAACGUUAUGGCGGAGAACUGCCACCCAGAGACAUGGAUUUGAAGACCCAGCUACAAGGAACCUUGACACCGGAGGAAGUUUGGUGGACACGUUACCUUGGAAAACUCGGCCUCGUCCUAGCCCAGCUGUACCCAACCGGGCGUGUCGACACCUCUAAGCCUCGCAUUGUUCCCUCGGCCCGAUGGAAGAAGGGCAUGGGGAAGAAGGGCAAGAAAGAAGGCCUGGACUUGACAAUUGCCAUCCAGAAAGUGGCUGAUGACCCGUCUCACCUGAGAGAAGAGCUCGAAAAUGACGUGCAGAAAAUCCAGAAGGUCGGAAAGCGGAAGAAUUGGAUUGGUGGGCGAGAUGGCUGGGGCAUCAAAGUGCGUGUCUCAGUGGUAGAAGAGGAUUUACUGGUGACUGGAGAAACAUAG